Arabis nemorensis is the source of this 357-nucleotide messenger RNA. The record is from the annotation of a GenBank genome assembly. Lineage: Eukaryota; Viridiplantae; Streptophyta; Magnoliopsida; Brassicales; Brassicaceae.
AUGGAGACAAAGGAAAUAGAUCAAGCCCAAAUCUAUGGACUACAAGGACAAACAUCAAAAACCUCGUUUGAAUCCAACAAAGAAGCAGAUAAAUCCGAUGGAGAUUGUGUUACUAAGUCAAGUUUAGAUGAUUCCAAUGCAAGAAAUGGACGUGAUCCAAAACCUAAUGAGGGGAUCAUUAGACAUGACUAUAGAACACUUUCCAAGGGAACUCUUGAAAGGUCGAAAUGCGGAAGCAUAUUUGAGAGUAUCACAGAAAAGAAUGCUACAACGGCGAACUUUGCAGAGGAGGACCAGUGGAAGUGGCGUAGGUACUUCGACCAAGGAGCAACAAUUACUAGAGUUGAUCUAAUCUAG